GCAUUGCUGUAAUUGUAGUUUAUAGUCCUUCUAAGAGGCGCGUCAGCAGCAGUUUUCAAACAACACUUCCCACAAGGCAGCGCGCUGUAUUUGUAUCCUCCGCUUUUAAACCGCGUUGACAGUCGGAGGAUGGAGGCAGUUUUAGCCAAGUAUGAAAAUCAGAUCAAUGUGUUCACUGAACUACUAGAAGAUUUGCCUGACACAGAUGAGCCUGUAUGGAUACUAGGCGAGCGGUACAGUAUCAAAACAGAAAAACCAGAACUGCUGUCAGACUUCCGUUCACGGCUAUGGUUUACUUACAGAAGAAAAUUCUCCCCCAUCGGUGGAACAGGCCCCUCGUCAGAUGCUGGGUGGGGAUGCAUGCUUCGCUGCGGGCAGAUGCUUCUGGCCCAGGCCUUGGUCUGCUGGCACCUGGGCAGAGAUUGGCGCUGGGACAAGGACUGCAGCCCCCCUCGGGAGUACCAGCAAAUCCUGCAUUGUUUCCUGGAUAAAAAAAAUAGCUGCUACUCCAUUCACCAGAUGGCUCAGAUGGGAGUGGGGGAGGGCAAGAUGAUUGGAGAAUGGUACGGCCCCAACACUGUUGCACAAGUGCUCAAGAAGCUGGCACUGUUUGACGACUGGAACUCAUUAGCUGUGUAUGUGUCAAUGGACAACACAGUGGUGAUCGAGGAUAUCAAGAAGCUGUGCCGGCAGACAGGCCGGGACACACUCAGGCCUGGCGCAGGUGGUUGGGCACAGCCGCCAGACAGGGGAAACUUGUUGGAGCAGGGCUGUUCCCAGCUGCAGGGUAUUGCUGUGGAGUCCUGCCUAAACACAUGUCCUGAAUGGCGGCCCCUGUUGCUGAUCAUACCUCUGCGAAUGGGAAUCAACCACAUAAACCCUGUAUAUAUCCAGGCCCUCAAGGAGUGCUUCCGGAUGCCACAGUCUCUGGGGGUGCUGGGAGGCAAGCCAAACCUUGCAUACUACUUCAUUGGAUUCACAGGAGAUGAGUUGAUAUACCUGGACCCCCACACCACGCAGGCAGCUGUGGAUCCCGAGGCUGGUGGACCUGUGGAUGACCAGAGCUACCACUGCCAGAGGAGCCCGCACCGCAUGAAGGCCAUGAACUUGGACCCCUCGGUGGCACUGGGAUUUUUCUGUAAAACUGAAAUGGACUUUGACAGCUGGUGUGGUUUGGUUCAACAGGAGAUCUUGAAGAAAAGUCAUCUACGAAUGUUUGAGCUGGUGGAGAAGCACCCACCCCACUGGCCGCCCUUUGUCCCUCCCACCAAACCUGAAGUCCAGACCACAGGAGCAGAGUUCAUCGACUCCACUGACAAGCUGUUUGAAUCAGAGGAGGAGUUUGAGAUUCUUAAUGUCUGAAGAGCUUUCAUGCCUGACCCGGCAAAGGUCAACGCUGAUGGUGAUUUGGCCCCUCCCGUCCAGGCGUGGCUUGGAGCUGUUUGUUGAGCUAUAGAAGUGCCUCAGAUUACACAGAGACCAAGCACAAAACUGAUUACCAGCUUGCAAAAAAGAAAAUCAGCAAAAGCAUGGACUCAAGGAGGAUCAGCCGGGGGGUGGCAGGCGGGCUCAAGCUAAGUCCCUUCACUGUGGUACACAGACAAAGCCAAGGAUUACAGUAGCACCUAUUCAAAAGAGAGUCUUUUUAAAGGCCUCUAAGAAACUUAAGACUUUUCAGUGUAUGACCUGUUAGAGAGACUGUUGUGUACAUUACCUGCUUCAACCAGGGGAGGGUCUGGAUGAAGACAGGAGUGGAGAUCAUAUCUUUGGAGAAGCCAUCACCUCAAAACAUACACUACCUCCUGUUGCCAGGAGACCAAUAUGCAGAUGUUUCAGUGUUAAAAAAAGAAAACUUGUAUAUGGAAGUGCCUCAUUUUAAAAUAUUUAUAUUCCUGAAUUUGGUAGGUUAGGGGGUUCCUCUAGUUAAGGAAUGGGUAACACCAUAUAUACCCUACCCUUCUGUAAAUAUGCUAGUCAAUAAAAAUAUUUAGAAACCAGA
Paramormyrops kingsleyae is the source of this 1999-nucleotide messenger RNA. NCBI's taxonomy places the organism in Eukaryota, Metazoa, Chordata, Actinopteri, Osteoglossiformes, Mormyridae. The record is from RefSeq and is a predicted model, not a curated record.